UACUUUCAAAACGCUUCCGCCUGAACACGCACUGUUUGGUUUGCGUACUUUAUUUGCUGAAGCUCUAACCUAGUUACCAGCUCUCCAACAUGAGCUACAAGAUUCACUACUUCAACGCCCCAGGGCGUGCUGAGGUUGCACGCCUGUGCCUCACUUUUGGUGGCAUCCCUUAUGAGGAUGUCCACUACACGGGAGAGACGUUUCCAGAGGCGAAGCCGAAGAUGCCUUUCGGCCAGGUCCCAGUCCUAGAGCUACCCGACGGCAGGAUGCUCGCUCAGAGCGGUGCCAUCGACCGCUACGUGGCCAAGCUGGCGGGUCUGUAUCCCCAGGACCCGCUGCAGGCCGCGUUCGCUGACCAGGCGGUGUUCCUGGCCAACGAGUUCCUGGAGCUGCUGGUGACCACCAUGUACCUGCCCACCACGGAGGCCAAGGUGUCGGCACGUCAGGAGCUGCUGGCGGGCAAGGGAGGGGAGAAGCUGCGCCUGCUGAACAAGCUGCUGGAGCCGGUUGCCUCCGGCCCCGCCUUCAUCGCCGGCGAGCAGCUCUGCUUCGCCGACCUGACCAUCUUCACCAUGCUCAGCGGCCUCAUCAACGGCUUCCUCGAUGGCAUUCCCACCACCCUGCUGGAGAACUACCCCGCUCUGAAGGCCUUCCGCAACAAGGUCGCCAGCGAGCCGCGCGUGAAGGCGCACUACGAGAAGCACAGCGAGGGGCGCGCAACCUUCAAGCCCGACGCUUGAUGUGCGAGCAGCUUGAGCUUGGUGUUUGAGGGUGAUAUUAGCAGUGGGGGAAGGAAAAAAGGGGAAUCGUGGGGCGGAUUUUGCUACCGCACGGCAAAGUGGAGAGCUUGAACGCGAGGUUCGCGAUACACGCCCUGUUUUGAUUGGAAAGUCGGGGUACCGUACUUUUAUCCAAGCGCGCGCGCGUUCAGGGCUUAGUGCAGUUGUAGCCAUAGGAAUAGUAAUAGUUUGAUUUGCGGGUGCUGGAGUAGCACAUUGCGUGCCUUGCGAAUGGGUAUUAUACCGUAUGAGCACUCGUUUGUUGGUGUUGCGAGUGCGAUGAAGCGUGCAGGCGGCUGUGUUGGCAGCGGGUUGCCACACAUGCGGAUGCGGAUGCGGGGGGGUACAUGCGGGCGGGAUGUUGCGUACGAGAACCGGAUGUGCUCGGGACAAUUGUACAUAACCUGGAAUACCGGUAUGUCCCAAUAUCGGCAUUUGCGUAUACUACCUGCGUCCUGCGAAACAUGUAACACUCUGGGCAGUG
Astrephomene gubernaculifera is the source of this 1263-nucleotide messenger RNA. NCBI's taxonomy places the organism in Eukaryota, Viridiplantae, Chlorophyta, Chlorophyceae, Chlamydomonadales, Astrephomenaceae. The record is from the annotation of a GenBank genome assembly.